UUGGUUCAUAACUUUUGAUUUUAUCGAAAAUUCAUCAAAUUUCCAUUAUUUUUGUUCAUGGAGCACGUGAUUUAUAUACAGUUAUUCGAAUAUGGCGCUGAGAAUAGUUGCGACGUGAAUUCAGACAAAAUUCAAAGAGUGAGUGGAAGAGCGGGUGACAGUCAACUUUUCCCAUCAAUGUGGCGCCGGCGGUGAUUGAAUGAUAAAUUGGACGUGAGCGUGAGCGCUGAUUUUGUAUAAGAAGCAGCACGGGGUUACGGAGGCCGCGGUGUUACCAGAUUUCACUGAGGAAUCCAAAAGGAGACUCUUUUGGAAUCACAACCGUCAUCAAGGCACGCGCGGUCAGCCGACGCUCUUGUGAAGAGCCUCGUUAAUUUAUUCGAAUGACGAUGACAGUGUGCUGACCGUUUUGCCAAUUCGGAAGCCAUGGCGAAUAUCGCGGCGCAGCGAAUUCAACGGGAAUUCAAAGAGGUUAUAAAGAGCGAGGAGGUUGCAAAGUGUGCGAUUAAGGUUGAAUUGGUAAAUGAUAGCUUCACCGAGCUUAAGGGAGAAAUCGCCGGGCCACCGGACACGCCAUACGAAGGAGGAAAUUUCGUUCUCGAGAUUAAAGUACCCGAGACGUACCCUUUCAACCCUCCUAAAGUACGUUUCAUAACAAAAAUAUGGCACCCCAACAUAUCAUCUGUAACAGGUGCCAUUUGCUUGGACAUAUUGAAGGACCAGUGGGCGGCGGCGAUGACGCUCCGUACGGUUCUACUCUCUCUACAAGCUCUCCUUUCUGCUGCCGAGCCCGAUGACCCCCAGGACGCGGUGGUAGCUAAACAGUACAAGGAACAGCCCGAUAUGUUUCGACAAACUGCCAAGCACUGGACGUCCGUAUACGCCGGCGGACCGGCAAAGAUGCCUGAAUUAGAUGACAAGAUAAGAAGAUUAACGGAUAUGGGAGUCGAGGAACACAAUGCAAGAGUUGCUCUUUCCUCAUACAACUGGGACUUGGAACGUGCCACUGAGCAACUCUUCAGUUAGUGAUAACUGGAUAGAUCUUGACUCGUCUCAUAUCCACCCGUCGCAACGCAAAACCAUCAUCCAUGAUCCAUCCUGAAUCCCCAUGAUCCUCUCUCAUUAACAAAUAUCCCAUAUACGAACAUCACACGCGAAAAACGCCAUGUUACGGUUGCUUCUAUACGAUGAAAAAAACAGCAAAAAUCACUACGAUCCGUAACUACGACAAUAUUCCAACGAUGCGGUAAAUUAUUGAAGCGAAUUCAUUCCCGAGCUCCCCGACCGGCAUAGUGGUUCAUUUAACUUGUAAAAUAGGCAUGAGAAACGAUAAUUAAUAAAAAGUGUUUAAGCUAAAAUUCGACUAGUAGGUAUACGAUAACUAUACCUGGGGAAGAGCUUUUUUGAACACAUGGUGCGCUUCAAGCAUUUUCAUACGCGUGAAGAAGCACGAUUUUAAGUGUAUUUGUAUGAUCUCUCAUACCUACGGGACUAUCGCGUGGAUCUACCUGAUCAUCUUGUUGGUAUUACUCUGUGAAAUACAGCUUUUUAGGAUGAUGAGUUUGAUAAAAUCAAAUUAAAGUUAUUUAAUUCAUCGAAGCUCAUCUAGCCGCCUGUUGGCAAAUACAGAACGAUGAUUAGAUUCUGUUAUCACAAUUUUACCUAAUUCCUAUAAUCCUAUCGGAACAAAGUAUAUGGAAGAUCAUGGCGAUCAGUAUACAGUCAUUCUAACGAAUCAUUUAGAAAAGAAUUAACAAAGUUGCGAAGAGUUUCAGCCCUAGUCUCAAGUAGAAGCUGUGAAAUACAUGCGCUUGAAUUUUAUCCAUAUUGCGAAUACUUACGCUUCCAUAUUUCCAAUCUUCUAGGAAAUACGAAUUCUCAAUAUAAUAUUGUUGUCUCAAAAAUGAUUAUUUGAGGAAAUCAAUUCAUUCUUUUUCGAUGCAAAUCCGUCGAUAGUCUAUAGUUAUACGAAAAUUUUAAUCUAAUUUCUUUAAUUCCUUUCUUUUAAAAAUGAUUAUUUCUAGCGCUGAUUAUUUGAGAAAAUUAAUUCAUUUUUUUUUAAUGCAAUUCCGUCGAUAGUCUAGUUAUAUUAAAAUUUUAAUUUAAUUUCUUUAGUUUCUUUCUUACAUACCCUCCACCUGUAAGCCAUCGAGGAACUCUCAUUUGAUUAGAACUAAAGGAAUGUACAUUACUAAAAUAGAUGACAAUUCAAUUAGUAGUAAAUCACACUUGUAAAAAGAAAAAACAAAACGUACUCUUUAACAUUAUAUUGUUAAUAUUUAAAUUUUGUACAUUUUCGGUGUUGGGUUUAUAAUGUCCGAUGAGCUACACCUGUUUAUCGUUACACAGAUGCGCAUUUGUAUCUUUCUCCUACUCUCUCUUUAUUUCCUUAAACACAACACCUUUCGUGUUCGAAGCUAGUGGAUUACAUUCCAGGCUCAGGAAAUAAGUUGCAUUUACCCAUUGCUAUUGUUCAUGUAAACUAAAUACAACCUGGCCUUCGAAUACGUACAUUUCACGAAGUGAACUACCGUUACCCUUGGAAGAUUUCAUACCACGAAUCACGUUUCUUUAUAAACAUCUCCAAAAAGCUUGGUAUUAUAUAGGCUUCAAGCGAGUACUGAUUCGAUACAUGAUUGUAAUGUAAAAUACGAUCUCACUUUACAAUUAUAUUGAUGAAAUUUGACUUUGAUCGAGUAAUUACAUAAUGGAUUUUAAGUGAUUUUUAUUGAUAAUUUAAAUAUGAACUAUAUAAAUAUUUACUCUGGGUGAUUAAUAUUUAAUGAAUUAAUAGGAAAACCAAUUUUGCAAGUGAUCUUUUUAUGCAAAGUAGAACUCUCUUAAGAAUCGACUUUGUCAUAAGUGUGCGAAGGGAAUCUUGGAUGUGAAAUCUUUCUCUUAGGUAUCUUGAAGACACCUUUUGCAUUUCUAGUAAUUUAUACGGAGGCUGUGUUGUUGAUGUGUCAUUAAGUGAAAGAGAAUUGUUGCAUUCAGCAGAAAUAACGAAUGGUUCAAAUAACUAAAUAAAUCUAAUUCGUGUUCAUCUGCGAUGGCAUCGAAUGGAAUAUUAUUCAAGGAGUUUAAUUCAUAAAUGAUAUUUCUGCUGAUGGCACACUAUAAUAUGAUCCGACACACCACGUAGGACUUGCAAUACGGAUGAAAAUGAUAAACUUUAUCUCGUAAUAUGGAAUGCUGAGAUGCAGCUCUUUUUCAGACAAAGAUUAGGAUCCGUAUGCAGUUUGAAGGUUUAAUUAAUGUAAAAUAAUAUCUCGAGAAUAUUAAUAAACGAUUCUUUUUCAA
Messenger RNA from Cephus cinctus (wheat stem sawfly), 3300 nucleotides. It is a transcript of the gene Ubc4, whose product is annotated as ubiquitin-conjugating enzyme E2-22 kDa. Gene Ontology annotation, biological process: proteasome-mediated ubiquitin-dependent protein catabolic process; protein polyubiquitination. Gene Ontology annotation, cellular component: nucleus. The record is from RefSeq and is a predicted model, not a curated record. Lineage: Eukaryota; Metazoa; Arthropoda; Insecta; Hymenoptera; Cephidae. Bases 427 to 1026 code for a protein of 199 amino acids. The transcript has 5 exons. Gene Ontology annotation, molecular function: ubiquitin conjugating enzyme activity; protein binding.